Fopius arisanus is the source of this 3415-nucleotide messenger RNA. Its product is annotated as serine/arginine repetitive matrix protein 2. Gene Ontology annotation, molecular function: RNA binding; transcription factor binding. Lineage: Eukaryota; Metazoa; Arthropoda; Insecta; Hymenoptera; Braconidae. Bases 290 to 3199 code for a protein of 969 amino acids. The transcript has 7 exons. Gene Ontology annotation, biological process: positive regulation of transcription by RNA polymerase II. The record is from RefSeq and is a predicted model, not a curated record. Gene Ontology annotation, cellular component: nucleus.
GCCUGAGAUCAGUGAUCGCUCGUCGCCGCUUUUGAUUCGAGUGAAUGUGCGAAUCCCAUGUGACAAUCUGUCUCGUUUGGCCUGACCUGUGUUGUGUAUCACUUGCACUAGGGAAUCACGUGUUACUGGAUUAAUAGCCGUUUGAAAAGGAUAAAAAGGGAGAAAAAGUGCGAGCAGUCGAGACGAGUGGGUGAUCGUUGCAGGGGUUGUGGAGGAUUUUAGCGAGGUGUUGGAGGUGAGGACUUGAAUUCCCCAGAGGACUAAUUCAGAAAUUCCCCCGCCCUGUGACAUGGAAACAGGUUAUUUGAAUUUCCAUGAUGAGGAACACUUUUCCGACUUCUCUCUAUCGCUGGACCCCCACGAUUCCUUGGAGGAGUCGUCGAAUUCACUCAUGGCAAUCGUAGAGUCAGACUUUGACUACGUGGAGACCCAUCAGAUGGAUACAACGGGAGGUCUCUGGGGAACAGAACAGGAGUUAAACGGUGACAUGGCAGUGCUCCCAGACUCCGGAGUGGCCUCAGUCAUCCCCAAGAUCGAGAAUAUGAAGGAAGACUUUGCCAAAGUCCUGAUAGACUGGCACGAGCACAUCGGUUAUCUCCAGGCCUCCGACAUGGAGGAAGACAUAGACAUGAGUCUCUCACUUCCAGACAAGCCAACAGACCUUCCAGCUGACAUUUUCGAGAGUCCACGAAUGCCGGCCUUGAAAAGUCCGAGGAAGUCUCUAGGUGCGCCUUCAACCCCUGAUAAACAAGAGCAAACAAUGUACAAAUCCUUCCCCAGCGUUCUGAGAGGUCUCGUCAACCCCUCGCAGCUGGGCACAUCUCCAGGAAAGAUUUUCGAAGUGUCAUCACCCUUGAAGCAGUCGGCAGUGACUCCCAUUCAAAGAAAAACCCAAAAAUCACGUGAAGACGAUCCCUCCGAGAGCGACGAUUGCAUUGACAUCGAGACAGUCCCUGAGGAGGUGCCUGUUCUCGAGGCAGGCGACGUCAAGAGCCUCCUGGAACAAUUCGAGGCCUCCGAGGCGUCCUCCCUCCAUCCCCAGGUGUACUCUGGGCAUGAUGCGAGCCCUCAAGAUAAAUCACUUGAGCUAUCAAAACCCAAUCGUCACCCAGUGGAUUCAUCGAAACAGACUCUCCUGAAAAAAUCACUGGACUCUCCAGCCUCAAAAUUCCAUAAGAACAUCCGCGAUUCUCUCCCCAAAGAGGUUGUCGACAGGAUAAAAGCCUCCGGGCGCAGCAAACCCAUUUCAGUGAUACCAGCAUUGUCCCAACCAAGAACUUUGAAAAACGCCACGAGAAUGCAGGACGCAGCUGCUACUCUCUCCCGGAACAAACUCCUGAAACUAGUGGCCAAUAGCUCAAAGGUUGAAGCCUCGGUUCAGCUGGAUCACGAUUACUGCAGCAGCAUCCCUUCACCGGCCCCUGACAACUCCACCAAAACAAUCCGAAAGGGACAGAACAAUCGUCUAGGAAUCCGUAGGAAUCUCGUCAAGUCAAAGAGCUGGGGGGACAACAGCUCGAGGAAAGACAGUGGUCUCGAGUCUGGUGAUGUGAGUGAUGCUUCUGAAGAGCAGGGAGUUGUGCAGAGGGAGAGCAAGCCCAGGGAAGUGAUUGGUCAGACGUUUAAUCAGGAUGGAGAGCCAAAACCCAAACCUCAAGAUGAAACUGUCAGCUCCAACUCCUCAAGUGCAUCAAUUUCCGAGUCAAUAUCAAAAUCUGCUCCAGUGUAUGAGAUGAAGAUUCGAUCAGCCCUGGCGACUAGCAUUCUCCAGCUGAGGCAGGGGGUGCUGACGAAGACCAAGUCAGUCACUGGAGUACAGAAGACCAAGCAAAUGGUGUCGGUACUGAAGAAGCCCCCGAUGCCUGUCGUGAAGUGUAGUGAAGUGGCUAGUACUGAGAACUUGAGAGAGGAAAAAGUCGUUCAGAUUCAGAACGCCCCAAUGCUUGAAGAGGAGAAGAAACCUCCCAGGAGGAAACUUAAUUUAGCCGAGUACAGGAGUAGAAGAGAGCAGACUAGGAGUGACAAUAGCAGAACUUGUUCUCCAGUACAGCCCAUGACUCUGGUAUACAUUCAUCAUGCUUCGACCACGACUGAGCCCCUUCAGGAUGAUCCUGAGAAUCCUGUGUGGUCGGAGAGGGAGAUUGUAUCAGUGCUCAAGCCCAAGACUGAAGUGGAGGAGGAUAAGGUGAAGGAAAAGCCUUCGAUGUGUGAGAAAAGUGUGCAGACGUGGGAGGAUGAAAAGGAAGAGGAGAUCAGGGAGGUGGCCAAAGUCAAUGACAGGAGGAUAAGGAACUAUCGACACAGGCGGACGUCCUCCAGCAGUUCCGAGAGCAGGAGCCCGUCGAGGAGCAGGAGUAGAAGCAGGAGUAGAGGCAGGAGGAGGAGUAGUAAUCGGUCCAGGUCGAGCAGCAGCGAUAGCAGCUGCAGGAGUAGAAGCAGAUCCAGAAGUGGAUCGAGAUCACGCAGACGCAAUAACAGGAGAAGGAGGAUCAGUUACAGGCGAAGCUCUGUCAGCUCCACCAGCAGCUGGUCAUCAAGAUCUAGAAGCUCAUACAGGUCACGCUCCAGGUCCUCCAGGUCCAGGAGCAGGUCAUCUUCUUCCAGGUCUUCACGAUACUCUGGAUGCUCUAGGUCCUCCAGGUCCAAUUUGGCCCGGAAAUGGUCGAAUCGUCGACGACGAUCGUCAAGUCGGGGCAGCCAUUAUAAUAGGGGAAAAAGACCCUCGAGCCGGUACAGGUCUCGCUUUCACAGGAGGUCUCCGUACAGGCGAGCCUACGACAAUUGGUACAGCCACGAGAAAGAGCGACAAGUUGAGGAACGCCGGGUCAUCUACGUCGGACGUCUCGAGGAUGGUGUCACCAAACUCGAGCUCAGGAGACGUUUCGAGAUCUUUGGACCAGUCUGCGAUAUCAGCUUGCAUUUUCGUGAGCACGGUGAUAAUUACGGAUUUGUAACUUUUGCCUAUAAAAACGACGCAUACGAAGCCGUAGAGCAUGGAAACGAUGACAUAACUCAGCCACGAUAUGAUUUAUGCUUCGGAGGACGACGAGCAUUUUGUAAAGUCAAAUAUGCUGAUUUAGAUGGAAUGGCAAGUAAUUCAUUUGCCACCGGAAGCAGAAGCAUGAGCAACGAUGGAGACAAUACAUUCGAUCUAUUGCUUAAGGAAGCCAAGGCAAAAUUACGUAAACGAAAAGUUUGACAUAUGUAUUCACUACUAGUUUACAAUAUAUUUUAUUUAAUCACGUAGAAUGAGCCUGCAAAAUUAUGAUGGAGUGAAUGAAGAAUUUAGUCCACGAAUUUAUUGCGAAAUCCAGAAGGGAUAAGUCUAAAGACGAUUGAAUGACGUGUCGGGAGACAUUUUUUGGAAUAAUUAUCACACAGAAACGGGCUGAAUCGUAAGUACUGCAGUAAACAA